CUCUGCUCUGCUCGGCUCGCUCUAGCUACUUACUGCUGGUCGCAAGUUCCCCCCCUUCUCCCUAAUUUAUUUCUUGAUUACUAUUCUCCGACCCGCCCUCAUUCCUGAGCUGUCGGACCUUCCCAUUCCCUCUGUUUGGGGCCAUACCUCUCCUCCUGGUGGCUUUUAGUGAUACCUUGCCCCCCGGUUUUCUCGUUCCCCUCAGAAGAGCUGCUGCCGCCUUGGCCAUCCAUGCCCGUGCUGUCUUCCACCUAAGUUGACGGCCGCCUGUUGCUUCCCUCCCCUCGCUGGAUUUCCAAUCAACUAUUCAGCGCACAGUGUAUCUACCGAAGGGAGGCCAGCUCCUCCUGAGCUAUAAUCAUGGCUGACAACGCUCGCAACCCCGGCCUCAACCUGACCCCUGAGGAGAAAAGGGUCUUCUAUCAACUCUUCCAGGCCGCCGAUACCACCAACCUCGGCGUCAUCACAGGCGAAGUCGCUGUUCCUUUCUUCGAGAAGACCCAGCUAGCCCCGGAAACCCUCGGCUUGAUAUGGCAGAUUGCAGACAGGGAGAAUCGGGGUCUUUUGACCCCGUCUGGGUUUGGGGUCGUCAUGCGACUGAUUGGACACGCCCAAGCAGGUCGCGCACCGACCGAGGAACUGGCUUUUCAACCUGGACCGUUGCCCAAGUUCGAUGGUCUCGUUCUCGAUGCCACCCCAGCUCCGCGUGAAGCGGGCACCACCAGCCCUACACCGGGUGCAGGUGCGCCUAUCCGUGUUCCUCCUCUGAAUCCGGACGACGUGAACAAAUUCCUCUCGUUGUUCGAGAAAUCGGAUGUGUCCAAAAGCGGGGUACUUCCAGGUGAGACAGCCAAGCAGAUUUUCGAGCGUGCACGGUUACCAAAUGAGAUCCUCGGUCGAAUCUGGAACCUGGCGGAUAGGAGACAACAGGGUGCUCUCGAUGCCACUGAAUUCGUCGUUGCGAUGCAUCUCCUGACGUCCUACAAGUCCGGCGCGAUGAGGGGACUGCCCCAGACUCUGCCACCCGCCCUAUACGAUGCUGCGGCACGGAGAGGCUCUCUCCGCUCGUCGGUGGGCUCGCGCCAGGGCCUUGAAGUUCCUCCGGUACCUGCGAUUCCGAAGCAAUUCACGGGACCCAAGCGCACUCAGAGCCCGAUCAGCAGACAACCGUUCGGCUCCCCUCUUUCCGCCCAGUCAACUGGCAGUGAUUGGCUUGUCUCGCCUCAAGAGAAGGCCAUGUUCGACAAUAUCUUUGCAACCGUUGAUACGGCCAGGGCAGGAUCAAUUAGUGGUGACCAGGCCGUCUCGUUCUUCAUGGGUGCACAGUUGCCCGAAGAAACACUGGCCCAGAUCUGGGACCUCGCGGAUAUAGAUGCCGACGGAAUGUUGACGAAGGAUGAAUUCGCUGUGGCCAUGUAUCUGGUCCGCCUAACGCGCAGCGGAAAGGAAUCGCUGCCUCAGACAUUGCCCCCCGCCUUGAUUCCUCCUAGCAUGCGCCGUCCUGGAUCUUCACAUUUUGGCCCAGCAGCUCCCGCUCCGGUCCAAGCGCCAGCGCCGGCUCCAGCUCCAGCUCCCGCCCCAUUUCCUGCUCCACGCUCGGCGGCCGAUGAUUUGUUUGGCCUGGAUGCGCUCUCCGCGCCGGCACCGGCACCAGCACCGUUGGCUGCUCCUUCCCAGAUUCCGCAGUCCACGGGGGGCUCCAAUGCCGCCUUCCAGACACCUGGCUCCCCAGGGUCAAGGGCAUCCCCGCAAGCUGCCUCCACGACCUUCAAGCCUUUUGUGCCAACUUCCACCUUUGGACAGAGCUUACAGCCACAGAUGACUGGCGCUUCGUCUGUGGUCCCGCCGACCGUCCGGUCACCCCCACCUCCGUCCGAUGAUCUUCUAGGUGACAAUGACCCCGAAGAGUCAAAGAAAUUGACACAAGAGACCACAGAGCUUGCCAACCUGUCAAACCAGAUUGGUUCAUUGGCUACGGAGAUGCAGAACGUUCAGACUAAGCGGGCAUCUGCCGAGCACGGCCUGUCUCAAACCUCACAACAAAAGAGGGACUUCGAGGCUCGUCUCGCUCAAGCUCGCUCGAUGUAUGAGCAAGAAGUGAAGAACUUCAAGGCCCUUGAAGAGCGACUAAAUGCUUCGAGAGCUGAAACCACCAAACUCCAGCAGGAAUUUGCGUUGAUCGACGGAAGCCGGCAGGAUCUGCAAAACCAGUACACUCAGGUAUCGGCCGCUCUCAGUGCCGACCAGCAGGAGAAUGCGAGCCUGAAGGAGAAGAUCCGUCAGGCUAACGCUGCGGUCGCCCAGCUCAAGCCUGCCCUAGACAAGGCACGCUCAGAGGCGCGGCAACAAAAAGGUUUGGUGGCUAUUAACAAGAAGCAACUUGCAACCGUGGAGGGAGAGCGCGACAAGAUCCAGCUUGAGAUUGAUACGCUUUCCAAGGAGCAACCUGGGGCAUCCGAGGAAAGCGCCGCCGCCCCGAGCGAUGCUGCCGCCAUUACAAGCCCAGCUGAAUCGACGACAAGCCAGAACACCAACCCGUUCUUCAAGCGCACAGCUACCGGCUCUAGUGAAACCACUGGACUGUCGCCACAGAUCACUGGCGAUCAACAGCGCGCCUUUGAUAGCCUCUUUGGGCCCGCCUUUGCGUCGCCACCUGUGACUGCUACGCCGCCGCCGCCAGUUUCUUUCCGGGCCGAAUCUCAGCCCACUUCUGGUGUGCCUACGCCUUCGGUGUCCCCUCCCCCAUUCACUGCCGGGUCUGCAUUGGAACCCCCCGCUCCGGCGCAGUCUAGGCAGUUGACACCAGGUGGGUUGCCCUUUGGCGAGUCCCAUUCGGCAACCUCUUCGACAAUGGUCUCUCCACCAGGGAGCAGGUUUGGUGGCCAAGACACGCCCAGUCUAGGAAGUGCCUCGCAAGUGGCGGUCAGUGAUGCGGCGGGCCCUUCGCUUGCACAACCGGCAACCUCCCCGUUCGAUGAAGUCGAGGAGCCAAAUGAGCGGUUCCCCGAAAUCCCCGCUAUAACUGAACAACGUGCGGAAGACACUGUAUCGCCUUCCGAAGAAGAGAAACCUGCCGAAAGAAAGGACCUCAGCUUCGAUGAGUUGUUUGGUGGGCCUGCUCAUAAGCGAUCCAAGUCGCAGAAGGAAAAUGAUUUUGAAGAGGCGUUUGCUGUUUUGAAGCAGGGUCCUGGAGCGAACAAGACGAAUGGAGCACCGGCCGUUCCCGAGUCGGAGUUCCCGCCAAUCCGCGAAUUUGAUGAUGGUGAUGACAGCUCCGAUAGCGAAGCGCCGAUGGGCUUCGACGACAACUUUACUCCAGUCUUUCCCCCACAGAGCCAAGUCGCCGCUGCGCCCAAGCCCGAUGCUAUUGAGCCGUCUCAGCUGGCGGCAUUCCCGACCCCUGGCACCGCGACCACCCCCAGCCAGCCUCCUGCAGCAGAGUCGCAGUCGAGCCCCCCCAAUUACGACGAGACUGUGGGAAAGCAGGAGUCCGGAAGCAUGCCACCCGAGUUUAAUGGACUCUUGCCGACUCGAGAAGAUCCGACAACUGCCCCAGAUGCUCCUCACUCAGUAGAGUCAAGCACUGGGGCGCCGAUCGUGGGUGGGGAGGCACAGCGCGAUGGGUCGAAGGAAACCCAAGCUGCUCCUGAGGGAGCCAAGGCUGGCGCUUCUGACUUCGAGGCUGCAUUUGCAGGCCUAAACCUUGCGCCGGCAAAGGAAGCCGAAGAUGACGAAGAUGACUUUGAAGCACCCGAUAACGCAAGAAAUAACAUGGACUUCGAUUUCUCCUUCGACAGCCCAUCAGCGCAAAAGACAUCGCCCAACCCAGGAGCAGAUGCUGCUUCCUCGGAUUUCUUCGCUUUUGACAAGAAUGUGAGCUCCUCGCCUCCCGGCUCUGCCGUAUCGCCCGCUGAGCCCAACGCAAAGGCGCAGACUCACGACUGGGAGGCGUUGUUUGCUCCACUUGACAACGCCUCUGCUGCAGCCAGCGGAACCAAUGGGGCCGGCAGUGCAGGAGGCAGCAAGGAACCCGGCUGGGCUCUUCAGACAGGUACUGAAGACGACCAGAUCCUCCAGCGGUUGACUGGCAUGGGCUUCCCCAGAGAAGCAUCCCUUGAUGCUCUUGAGAAAUUUGAUUACAACAUUGACAAGGCAGUAGACCACUUGACUUCGAAGCCUUGAUCUGCAUCCAUAUCCUCUUUUCUUUACCAGUGCACAUAUUACUCUCUCAUUAGCCCUUCACUCGCUCUAGAACAUUUCCUUUCCCACUAAUCUCUCCCACCUCAUGUCUCCUUCCUUUUUCUUUCCCUUGAAUCAUGUGUGAUCCAGCUUGCAUGUCGUUAUUGCUGCAAUGUAUAUUCCUCUUCUUUCAGCGGUGUGCGCUUCACCCACAUCAAGGUAACCCUAUUAUGAUCUACCCAUAUUAUUAUUGCCCCAUGUAAUCUAGGACCACCUAUUGGAUUAGUUAUGAACGAGAACGAAGUGCUGAAGGACAACGGAUUAAGAAGAAAUGGGCGGCCAGAAUUAAGGGCGAGUGGCCGUGGACGAAUAUUUGUACAGGCAGACAUCCAGAGACUGUACUGUACCUCUUAUACUUCAUAUUAAACCCCUUAGCUAUCGCUUAGUCUAGUCACGAUAAUCCUCA
Molecule: messenger RNA, 4645 nt
Organism: Aspergillus ibericus CBS 121593
Lineage: Eukaryota; Fungi; Ascomycota; Eurotiomycetes; Eurotiales; Aspergillaceae
Product: EF hand domain protein
Exons: 6
Coding region: 361-4182 (1273 amino acids)
Biological process (GO): endocytosis; endosomal transport
Cellular component (GO): cytoplasm; plasma membrane
Molecular function (GO): protein binding; calcium ion binding
Source: RefSeq, a predicted model, not a curated record